Homo sapiens (human) is the source of this 8683-nucleotide messenger RNA. RefSeq names its product ADAM metallopeptidase with thrombospondin type 1 motif 12 (gene ADAMTS12). NCBI's taxonomy places the organism in Eukaryota, Metazoa, Chordata, Mammalia, Primates, Hominidae. Gene Ontology annotation, molecular function: metalloendopeptidase activity; metallopeptidase activity. The record is from RefSeq and is a predicted model, not a curated record. Gene Ontology annotation, biological process: negative regulation of chondrocyte differentiation; cellular response to interleukin-1; collagen fibril organization. The coding region runs from base 135 to 5030 and encodes 1631 amino acids. The transcript is spliced from 25 exons.
AGCUUUGCAGUCGCUGCCUUCUCGCGCCUGACCAUGCACCCCUGCAUCUUCCUGCUGGGCCACAGGCGAGCGCUUUAUUUCUGGAGCUGAGGGCUAAAACUUUUUUGACUUUUCUUCUCCUCAACAUCUGAAUCAUGCCAUGUGCCCAGAGGAGCUGGCUUGCAAACCUUUCCGUGGUGGCUCAGCUCCUUAACUUUGGGGCGCUUUGCUAUGGGAGACAGCCUCAGCCAGGCCCGGUUCGCUUCCCGGACAGGAGGCAAGAGCAUUUUAUCAAGGGCCUGCCAGAAUACCACGUGGUGGGUCCAGUCCGAGUAGAUGCCAGUGGGCAUUUUUUGUCAUAUGGCUUGCACUAUCCCAUCACGAGCAGCAGGAGGAAGAGAGAUUUGGAUGGCUCAGAGGACUGGGUGUACUACAGAAUUUCUCACGAGGAGAAGGACCUGUUUUUUAACUUGACGGUCAAUCAAGGAUUUCUUUCCAAUAGCUACAUCAUGGAGAAGAGAUAUGGGAACCUCUCCCAUGUUAAGAUGAUGGCUUCCUCUGCCCCCCUCUGCCAUCUCAGUGGCACGGUUCUACAGCAGGGCACCAGAGUUGGGACGGCAGCCCUCAGUGCCUGCCAUGGACUGACUGGAUUUUUCCAACUACCACAUGGAGACUUUUUCAUUGAACCCGUGAAGAAGCAUCCACUGGUUGAGGGAGGGUACCACCCGCACAUCGUUUACAGGAGGCAGAAAGUUCCAGAAACCAAGGAGCCAACCUGUGGAUUAAAGGACAGUGUUAACAUCUCCCAGAAGCAAGAGCUAUGGCGGGAGAAGUGGGAGAGGCACAACUUGCCAAGCAGAAGCCUCUCUCGGCGUUCCAUCAGCAAGGAGAGAUGGGUGGAGACACUGGUGGUGGCCGACACAAAGAUGAUUGAAUACCAUGGGAGUGAGAAUGUGGAGUCCUACAUCCUCACCAUCAUGAACAUGGUCACUGGGUUGUUCCAUAACCCAAGCAUUGGCAAUGCAAUUCACAUUGUUGUGGUUCGGCUCAUUCUACUCGAAGAAGAAGAGCAAGGACUGAAAAUAGUUCACCAUGCAGAAAAGACACUGUCUAGCUUCUGCAAGUGGCAGAAGAGUAUCAAUCCCAAGAGUGACCUCAAUCCUGUUCAUCACGACGUGGCUGUCCUUCUCACCAGAAAGGACAUCUGUGCUGGUUUCAAUCGCCCCUGCGAGACCCUGGGCCUGUCUCACCUUUCAGGAAUGUGUCAGCCUCACCGCAGUUGUAACAUCAAUGAAGAUUCGGGACUCCCUCUGGCUUUCACAAUUGCCCAUGAGCUAGGACACAGCUUCGGCAUCCAGCAUGAUGGGAAAGAAAAUGACUGUGAGCCUGUGGGCAGACAUCCGUACAUCAUGUCCCGCCAGCUCCAGUACGAUCCCACUCCGCUGACAUGGUCCAAGUGCAGCGAGGAGUACAUCACCCGCUUCUUGGACCGAGGCUGGGGGUUCUGUCUUGAUGACAUACCUAAAAAGAAAGGCUUGAAGUCCAAGGUCAUUGCCCCCGGAGUGAUCUAUGAUGUUCACCACCAGUGCCAGCUACAAUAUGGACCCAAUGCUACCUUCUGCCAGGAAGUAGAAAACGUCUGCCAGACACUGUGGUGCUCCGUGAAGGGCUUUUGUCGCUCUAAGCUGGACGCUGCUGCAGAUGGAACUCAAUGUGGUGAGAAGAAGUGGUGUAUGGCAGGCAAGUGCAUCACAGUGGGGAAGAAACCAGAGAGCAUUCCUGGAGGCUGGGGCCGCUGGUCACCCUGGUCCCACUGUUCCAGGACCUGUGGGGCUGGAGUCCAGAGCGCAGAGAGGCUCUGCAACAACCCCGAGCCAAAGUUUGGAGGGAAAUAUUGCACUGGAGAAAGAAAACGCUAUCGCUUGUGCAACGUCCACCCCUGUCGCUCAGAGGCACCAACAUUUCGGCAGAUGCAGUGCAGUGAAUUUGACACUGUUCCCUACAAGAAUGAACUCUACCACUGGUUUCCCAUUUUUAACCCAGCACAUCCUUGUGAGCUCUACUGCCGACCCAUAGAUGGCCAGUUUUCUGAGAAAAUGCUGGAUGCUGUCAUUGAUGGUACCCCUUGCUUUGAAGGCGGCAACAGCAGAAAUGUCUGUAUUAAUGGCAUAUGUAAGAUGGUUGGCUGUGACUAUGAGAUCGAUUCCAAUGCCACCGAGGAUCGCUGCGGUGUGUGCCUGGGAGAUGGCUCUUCCUGCCAGACUGUGAGAAAGAUGUUUAAGCAGAAGGAAGGAUCUGGUUAUGUUGACAUUGGGCUCAUUCCAAAAGGAGCAAGGGACAUAAGAGUGAUGGAAAUUGAGGGAGCUGGAAACUUCCUGGCCAUCAGGAGUGAAGAUCCUGAAAAAUAUUACCUGAAUGGAGGGUUUAUUAUCCAGUGGAACGGGAACUAUAAGCUGGCAGGGACUGUCUUUCAGUAUGACAGGAAAGGAGACCUGGAAAAGCUGAUGGCCACAGGUCCCACCAAUGAGUCUGUGUGGAUCCAGCUUCUAUUCCAGGUGACUAACCCUGGCAUCAAGUAUGAGUACACAAUCCAGAAAGAUGGCCUUGACAAUGAUGUUGAGCAGCAGAUGUACUUCUGGCAGUACGGCCACUGGACAGAGUGCAGUGUGACCUGCGGGACAGGUAUCCGCCGCCAAACUGCCCAUUGCAUAAAGAAGGGCCGCGGGAUGGUGAAAGCUACAUUCUGUGACCCAGAAACACAGCCCAAUGGGAGACAGAAGAAGUGCCAUGAAAAGGCUUGUCCACCCAGGUGGUGGGCAGGGGAGUGGGAAGCAUGCUCGGCGACAUGCGGGCCCCACGGGGAGAAGAAGCGAACCGUGCUGUGCAUCCAGACCAUGGUCUCUGACGAGCAGGCUCUCCCGCCCACAGACUGCCAGCACCUGCUGAAGCCCAAGACCCUCCUUUCCUGCAACAGAGACAUCCUGUGCCCCUCGGACUGGACAGUGGGCAACUGGAGUGAGCUUCACUGGUUGGGUCCAAACACAGUUCGACACUCCUUCAGCUGUACAUUCUCCUGUGCUCACAGCAUCUGCUUUUCAAAAGAGCUGAUUUCACAGAGCUGUUUUACAUCAUGUUCUGUUUCCUGUGGUGGUGGAGUGCGGAUUCGCAGUGUCACAUGUGCCAAGAACCAUGAUGAACCUUGCGAUGUGACAAGGAAACCCAACAGCCGAGCUCUGUGUGGCCUCCAGCAAUGCCCUUCUAGCCGGAGAGUUCUGAAACCAAACAAAGGCACUAUUUCCAAUGGAAAAAACCCACCAACACUAAAGCCCGUCCCUCCACCUACAUCCAGGCCCAGAAUGCUGACCACACCCACAGGGCCUGAGUCUAUGAGCACAAGCACUCCAGCAAUCAGCAGCCCUAGUCCUACCACAGCCUCCAAAGAAGGAGACCUGGGUGGGAAACAGUGGCAAGAUAGCUCAACCCAACCUGAGCUGAGCUCUCGCUAUCUCAUUUCCACUGGAAGCACUUCCCAGCCCAUCCUCACUUCCCAAUCCUUGAGCAUUCAGCCAAGUGAGGAAAAUGUUUCCAGUUCAGAUACUGGUCCUACCUCGGAGGGAGGCCUUGUAGCUACAACAACAAGUGGUUCUGGCUUGUCAUCUUCCCGCAACCCUAUCACUUGGCCUGUGACUCCAUUUUACAAUACCUUGACCAAAGGUCCAGAAAUGGAGAUUCACAGUGGCUCAGGGGAAGAAAGAGAACAGCCUGAGGACAAAGAUGAAAGCAAUCCUGUAAUAUGGACCAAGAUCAGAGUACCUGGAAAUGACGCUCCAGUGGAAAGUACAGAAAUGCCACUUGCACCUCCACUAACACCAGAUCUCAGCAGGGAGUCCUGGUGGCCACCCUUCAGCACAGUAAUGGAAGGACUGCUCCCCAGCCAAAGGCCCACUACUUCCGAAACUGGGACACCCAGAGUUGAGGGGAUGGUUACUGAAAAGCCAGCCAACACUCUGCUCCCUCUGGGAGGAGACCACCAGCCAGAACCCUCAGGAAAGACGGCAAACCGUAACCACCUGAAACUUCCAAACAACAUGAACCAAACAAAAAGUUCUGAACCAGUCCUGACUGAGGAGGAUGCAACAAGUCUGAUUACUGAGGGCUUUUUGCUAAAUGCCUCCAAUUACAAGCAGCUCACAAACGGCCACGGCUCUGCACACUGGAUCGUCGGAAACUGGAGCGAGUGCUCCACCACAUGUGGCCUGGGGGCCUACUGGAGAAGGGUGGAGUGCAGCACCCAGAUGGAUUCUGACUGUGCGGCCAUCCAGAGACCUGACCCUGCAAAAAGAUGCCACCUCCGUCCCUGUGCUGGCUGGAAAGUGGGAAACUGGAGCAAGUGCUCCAGAAACUGCAGUGGGGGCUUCAAGAUACGCGAGAUUCAGUGCGUGGACAGCCGGGACCACCGGAACCUGAGGCCAUUUCACUGCCAGUUCCUGGCCGGCAUUCCUCCCCCAUUGAGCAUGAGCUGUAACCCGGAGCCCUGUGAGGCGUGGCAGGUGGAGCCUUGGAGCCAGUGCUCCAGGUCCUGUGGAGGUGGAGUUCAGGAGAGAGGAGUGUUCUGUCCAGGAGGCCUCUGUGAUUGGACAAAAAGACCCACAUCCACCAUGUCUUGCAAUGAGCACCUGUGCUGUCACUGGGCCACUGGGAACUGGGACCUGUGUUCCACUUCCUGUGGAGGUGGCUUUCAGAAGAGGACUGUCCAAUGUGUGCCCUCAGAGGGCAAUAAAACUGAAGACCAAGACCAAUGUCUAUGUGAUCACAAACCCAGACCUCCAGAAUUCAAAAAAUGCAACCAGCAGGCCUGCAAGAAAAGUGCCGAUUUACUUUGCACUAAGGACAAACUGUCAGCCAGUUUCUGCCAGACACUGAAAGCCAUGAAGAAAUGUUCUGUGCCCACCGUGAGGGCUGAGUGCUGCUUCUCGUGUCCCCAGACACACAUCACACACACCCAAAGGCAAAGAAGGCAACGGUUGCUCCAAAAGUCAAAAGAACUCUAAGCCCAAAAGGAAGCCAGCUUCCACCAGACUGCAGCAGCCUGCUGACCAUGACAUGCUUUAGCCCUGGGAGCUGCUUCGUUGAGGUUUUGCUUCAUAUAUUUCAGAUUCAGCUUUGGGUCAUGAUGAAACAAAAUCCAUUGUGUUCCUCUAGCCACCGAAUGUCCCUCACAGGAGGCCUAGGCUGCCGUACUUGCUGCUCCCUGAUAGGAAGGUGAAAUAGCUAGGAGAAUCAGGCAGCACCUGGUAUCGGCUCCUGGGAAAGGUGCCAGGUUAGACAGAUUUGUGAAAUACUGUAUUUUUGUUCUCCCUUAAAGAUAAAAACAAAGAGACCAGCUAUUUCCCUGACUACCUCAAGAGUAUCAGGCAACACUUACCCAGGGGACAAAUAAUCUUCUUAAUUUAUCUUGAUGAAUACCUUUCUUUUUUUUUUCUUGCCUCCCUGCCUGGGGCAGCUGCUAUUUAAAAUGUCACAGCGGAGCUUUAGGAACAUUCCUUUAAUUCAUCCAGGCAGAGGACUGCUUUCUUCACCCCAUGUUCAACUAGGGCAGGAAGUGCUGGUUACAUCCCUCAGUCUCUUCCUCCAUCCCUGUAGGGCUCCAUAUCUGGGCUGCUUAGAGUCUCCUGCCAACCUUGGGACACUAGACUAAGAGGAAACAGGCAUAAGAAACACAGCCUAAGGGGUUUAGGUCACUUACACAGAAAACACUUCUGGUUUGAAGAGCAUUUCUAUGAAAACUCGUAAAAUGCAAAUGAGCAGAAAUCAAUUUCUUAAUAUUACAGAAAAGGAACUGUGGGCCUUUAUUCUUCCCACUUUCCUGGCAAAUACACACUCCUUUGCAGAAGGGAAAAUGUGUCUUCCUGGCUGACUUCCUCCCAUCCUCCAGUCCCCACAGGAGGCCUGAGCUCAGGUCCCACCAUCGUCUUGCUGCAGGGGCUGUAUAUGCAAAGACCACUAUGACCAGCUCUAGGGCUGCCACCUGUCCUCACCUCUUCUCAGGUUGGAAAAUGGAGGUUCCAUAUUAAAAUAUUUCAAAGAACCAGGUAAAUUGUACUAAGUACAAGAACAUAGUGCAAACUUCUAAUCUAGAGAAAAAACAUUUCUAAAAAGUAAGGUAAAGGGGAUCUACUCCUCAGUGUACCCAAUAUGUAGUUAGUCUUAAAGAUCUUUUACUUUGGGGAGAACAGGUGAAUCAGGGAGUCCAAAGAAACUGAAAUGAAAGUUAGAAUGCUUGUUCUGGAUGUUCCUACCUCCCACCAGAAGUCAAAGUAGGCUUGGUCUCAAAUUCAGAGCAAAUUUCUAGACAAAGUGAUUUCUAAGGGAAGGUACUUACAUGAACUGAACCCAGAGAAAGAGGGUAAGUGGGUGGGUGGAGGGGCAUAAGCUUCAAAUGAAAGAAGAUAUCAGAACCAAUUCUUGACAGGGAGAAAGGCAAGGAUGUGGCCUUCAUGUGAUGGGCAGCAUAUUUUCUGACUCAUGCACAGAUACACUUAAUACUCCUCAUGGAACACAAUAUCCCACGUCUCCCUUUACCUAUCCGUUCAGCAGAAUGGUGCUAUUAAAAAAAUGGUGCUAAUAUCUAGAUGGUGGCAGAAUUAAUGUAAACAUAGAUAGGCAUACAAAUGGGUAAGUGUAUGUGAAACUCUCCAUAUACAUCUUCUGUUAAACAUGUAACGGUGUUGCUGACCAAUGCCAGUUUUAUUGCUUGGGUACCUUGAAUUUAAGAUUUAAUAUUAUGUGCUUUUUAUUUUUUUCCAAGCCAUUAACGUGUAUUACUCUCAUGAAUUCCUGUGAAAAAUAAAACAGUGGGAUUGGGAUGAAAUUCAAGAUAGACCAGAAACAGGAGGAAAGUACAAAUGUUUACCUAAAGCCAGAGAAUUUAUUUCUAGAUGAUAAUUACAUUAUUGUAUUCUCUGCCUUUAAACAUAAACAUUGCUGGCCGAUAGCAAUCUCUGGUGAAUAAUGGUUUUCGAGGAGAGGAGACACUUAAAUUGUUAGUGACAUGAGUGGAGGAGAAUCUGAUAUUUACUAAUGAGGCAGUUUGCAAAGACUGUCCCUGAAGUGUAGUGUAGUCUUUCAGGGGGAUUCAUUUAGUAAGCUAGAUUGAUUUAACCUGGUACUGUACUAGCAUAGGGUCAAAUACGUGUCAUCAGAGACCUGGGUAUGACCAGGCUUACAAAACUCAGGAACAAACUCAGAUUCCUACUGACCUCAACCAACUAAACUAGGCCAAAUUUCUCCGUGUACAAAAUGGACCACGUUAUUUACAAUCCACGUGGUGGAGAAGAUGGUAGACAUGUGGAGAGAGUUUGGCCAGGUGCUCCAUUCUAGGUCUUUUUCCAGUUUCUCAAAGGCAGAACAUUGGCUCCUAAUUAUUUGCCAUGGAUAUUUGCUUCCUGUUCUGGAGCUAUGUUGUAAGACAGCUGUGUGAUGUCCAUCAUUCUUGACUCCAGAAUGAAGACAGGGCUUGCUGUUUUCUGUCCUGUUGGUAUCAUCUGUUGCCUUGGCGAUCACUCAGUGAUGAGUCGUCAGUAUUUUGACAUGUCCCAGUGCUUGCUGUACAAGAGGGGACUCAGAUCAACAGGAAGACUCUGAAGACAGGAACCUGCAUGGUAUCUUACAUCUUUGAUACUUGGGUGCUGAUAUGAAGCAGAGUUGUUGAUUUACUUUAUCUAGGCCCUUCUUUCUUCUCACCUGGAUCAAGCAACUGAGAAGUGUAUCAGGAGACACUGGAUACAUAUCUCUAUGAAAUAGAGAGGGCCAUCGCAGGGCCUGGUACUUAACUACAUUAACGUUCUAAAACCCAGUUUGGUUUACGUUGUCUUUCACAGUAGUAUAUUUAGCUCUUCUCUGGAAAGUUGUGGGUUAAUAUAAUUCUUAAACAUGAAAAUGUAAUUAAACACACCACGAGAGAACAAUAUUCCAGGAGACUUAAUAGUGAUUACUUUCUUCAAUCAGGAAAUCGUUUCAGUGCCUCCUUUGUAGGAAUGCUUUGUUUUGUGAUGGGUUUUCUUAAAGAAGAGCACACCUCCGUCCAAUCUCCUGAGACAGCCACGUCUCCGCUGACAUCCCACUGUGAUGCUUUCAGAUAGUCAGUGAAUGUUUCUGAUAACCUUCAUCCAGUAUCUGAAACACAAUGUGAGAGAUUAUAUUGUUUUAGAUAAUAACAUCCCAUUUAGUUGACUAAAAUCUUCCAAACUCUGAAAGCUGCACACUGCUACUCCAGAGAGUGCAGGUCUUAGCUCUUCUCCUUUCUGACUUCAAGAUGAAUCUUUGGGACGAUGUUUCUGGUGCUUGGUCCACAGUGAUUCACUUUUGAAGGAGAGGCCACAUGACAUGAACUGCCUGGUGUUACAACCUAGCUAACAUAUUUGAUGCUACUCCUGUUGUCUGUACUGCUUAUUCAAGUAGUAUUCUAAGUUAUGUUACUAAAAAACAUGGUGGGUAAAGCACAAUCCUACCCAUCAUUGUCCUCCAAAAUAAUUGUAUGACAUACACGGCCCAGCCCAUUGCCCUCCCUGCAUCUCUGUGCUGCUUUGCCAUUUCCCCUUCUACCCAGCCUCCUCAAGGGGUACCUUGGUGGAUAUUUCAGUACUUAAAACCAGACUGUAAUCAUAACCUCCCUCUGUGUGGCAUCAAUAAAUAGCCAAACUCA